Molecule: messenger RNA, 2681 nt
Organism: Lepisosteus oculatus (spotted gar)
Lineage: Eukaryota; Metazoa; Chordata; Actinopteri; Semionotiformes; Lepisosteidae
Gene: onecutl
Product: one cut domain, family member, like
Biological process (GO): regulation of transcription by RNA polymerase II
Cellular component (GO): nucleus
Molecular function (GO): DNA-binding transcription factor activity, RNA polymerase II-specific; RNA polymerase II cis-regulatory region sequence-specific DNA binding
Source: RefSeq, a predicted model, not a curated record
UUAUUGCAGACGGUAAUGUCUGCACAAUGCCGCUUUUUUUUCCGUGGUUAUAUUUUGGAUUGCACAGUUUGUCACCGAUUGAUCAAUUUUAAAAACGGGGUGAUAAAUGCCACUGUGUGUUCCCCUCUCGCCCGCCUUUCUUUGGAGUAAACCUGCGGGAGCGAACGGGUUAAACCGAAGUUGGAGUUCCGCUGCGCAUCUGUCAGAUUUUUAAGCCAGUGACGCGUUGUAACGAGAGAGCGAGAGAAAGCGGGAGAGAGAGGGAGGAGAGAGAGACGGAAUUGGUGGGGAAAUCGAUGAAGUGGCAGGCGAAGAGAGACGGGGGUUGAAAAUCGAGAAAGGGAGAGACGGGCAGUCAGGCUGCCGGCUGACACACACACACAGCCCGGGAGACGCGGAAGGGGGACGUGCAGCCGCCGGUGUGCCCGACCUCUCGUCCGCGGUCCGGUCUGAUCCAACAGCUGGUGCGCGGCGCUGGGCAAGCGGACAGACAGCCGGGAGCGACGCGCCGAUAGACGGAUAAGGCGACUACAGAGGAGAAAGCGUUUCUCUUUGACCGCUUUUGCACGACUCUUCACGGGAUUAUUACGGACUACAAGAGGACCCUUUGUGUUUCAUUUUCUGUUUGUAUGUAUGAAAUUAUAUCUCUAUGUGGAACCUUCGUCACCAUCUACUCUGAAGUGCUAAGCAAUUAACACCCGGUUUUGAAUAUUAGCCAGACUUCUAACCCCGAGCGACUGGAGGGGAAACUUUGGAUGCUUUCUUUGAUUUUAAAUUUUUUCCCCCAUUUCUUCGACACUGCAGCACAUCGCUGGAGUUCGGUUCACCUUAUCUGAAUGGCAAGCGCGUCACCCAGAGGUGAAAGAUCGGGAUGCGCCGUCUUGUGCGUGUGGAUGCUCAGAUCGCUCGCCGCUUAUAAUUUCGUUUUCUCCUAAAAUGACAUAACUCCCCCCCCAGGACCGAAGAGGAGACUGGGGAGGUGGGAGUGGUGAGCAGGCUGGAGACACGCGAGGACCCGUAGGGCUCACCGCGAAGCGAGGCCGCCGCCGUGCGCAUACAUUAUUCAGAUGCAAACAAGUUAACUUUUGUGCCGCUCGAAAAGACAAAACAUAUCUGUAUCCUGAGAGGAAUACAAAGAGGGAGAAAGCUCGAACGGAGCUCAAAAUCGGAGGGUCCCCGAGUCAGAACCGGAUUAGCCCCGGGUGUCCUCACGAUUUAAGCGAGAAACCGACGGACACGCGAGUGAUUAUAUCCGCCGUCCGACAGCCCACUAAUCCGGUCCACGAGUGUGUCUUCCUUUACGGAAAAGAGGGCAGAAACAACAAACCCGUUAAGGACAGGGGAUUUCACGACACAAAUAAGAAAAAGAAAACCCCAUGGAUGGCAACAUGGGGCAGCUGUCUGGCCACGGGCACCCUGGCCGGGAGCUCUGCGCCGUUUUCCCCCGGGGCCCCCUGGGGCCCCCCAUGGCCCUGGGGGGCCCCGAGCCUCACCCCCCCGGCUUGGAGCACUCCAUGUCGGCGCUGGGCUACGGGGGAGACUCGCCCACCGGCUCCGGCAGCACCUACACCACCCUGACCCCCCUCCAGCCCCUGCAGGACAAGUACCGGCACCCCCACCUCCACUCCCACUCCCACUCCCACUCCCACUCCCCCCCCCCGCCCCCCGCCUGCCUGCCCGCGGGCAACGUGGUGGGCAGCUUCACGCUCAUGCGGGAGGAGAGGGGCCUGGGGGGCAGCUUCUACAGCCCCUACGCCAAGGACCUGCCGCUGACGCCAUGCCUGGGCAGCUCGGGGCACGGGUACGGCGCCGGCGCCGGCGGGCCAGCGUUCUCGGGGGGCUACGAGGUCCAUCUCGGGGGGCCGGGCGCGGGGGGCGCGGGCCUCUUCCCCAGGGAGGUGUCGCCCCCGCCCCUGGGCGGCGGGGGGGCGGCGGGGCAGCCGCUGAGCAAGAUGGGCCCCCCGCCUCCUCACGGGCACCCGGCGUACGGCCACCCCUUCCCGCACCCCCACCCUUACGAGGCCGGCGAGCUGCACCCGGCCCCCCCAAACCGGGGCCUCCCCCCCCCCCCCAGCCAGGCCGGCGAGGCGGGGGAGAUCAACACCAGGGAGGUGGCCCAGCGCAUCAUCGCCGAGCUCAAGAGGUACAGCAUCCCCCAGGCCAUCUUCGCCCAGCGGGUGCUGUGCCGGUCCCAGGGCACCCUCUCCGACCUCCUGCGGAACCCCAAGCCCUGGGGCAAGCUGAAGUCCGGCCGCGAGACCUUCAAGAGGAUGUCCCACUGGCUGCAGGAGCCGGAAUUUCAGAGGAUGGCCUCCCUCCGGCUGGAAGCCUGCAAGAGGAAGGAGCAGGAGCAGAGCAAGACGGAGAGGAACCAGCCCAAGCGGACCCGGCUGGUCUUCACGGACCUGCAGCGCCGCACCCUCCACGCCAUCUUCAGGGAGAACCACCGGCCGGCCAAGGAGCUGCAGGUCACCAUCUCCCACCAGCUGGGCCUGGAGCUGUCCACUGUCAGCAACUUCUUCAUGAACGCCCGUCGGCGCAACCUGGACAAGUGGCUGGACGAGGGGCGGGCGUCCCCCUCUGGCUCCUCCUCCGCCGUGGCCUGUAGCACUGCCUGAAGGGGGCGCCGGUGGGUUGGGGGUUGCCGGGCGCCGGGGAGAGGACGGACAAUCAGGAGGACC